UGUUAUUAGCGGAGGUGUUUUAGAUAUCGAUCCGGUAUUUCGUGUUAGUUACAAACUCGCGCCUUCUUCCUUCAGGUCAAUACAUUCCAAUUCUCUCUACAUCAAAACAAGUGAGAUAAAUCUGCAAAAAUGCCCAAGAGAAAGUCUCCAGAGGGUGCCGAUGGCAACACAAAAGUUACAAAACAAGAACCCACAAGGCGUUCGGAGCGCCUAUCCUCGAAACCUGCCCCGCCCAAAGAUGAACCUAAGCCCAAGAAGCCUGUUGUGAAGAAGGCUGCUGAGGCCAAGGGUAAGAAGGCCGCCCCCAAGGCCAAGAAGGAAGAGGAGGUGGUGCCCGCCGAGAACGGAGAGACCAAGGCAGAGGAGGAUACUGAAGCCGCUGAGCCAGAGGCAGAAGCAGAGGAGGAGGCAGAGGCAGAGGCAGAGGAGGAGAAAGAAUGAGUGAAGACUCUGGACUUUUCUGUGGGUUUUCUUGGGGAAGGAAAAAAAUAAUAUUUUUUAUUGCGCGUAUUUUGUAAACCGCUGUUUUUUUUUUUAUUUUAUUUUUUUUAGACUUGUCGUAAUAGGUCACCCUCCUCCUUAUGGUUUGUCACCUUAAAAACUUGCCAUGCAGGACAUGAGAUCGACAAGGACAAAAAAAACCCACAUAACUAACAAACAAGAAAAAAACAUCUUGGUUUGAUCGAUUACCUGAGCAAACAAACAUUGCCGUUGCCUUUUGCUGUUAUAUUAUAUAAUACACCAUGACACCAUAUCAGUGACUACGCUUCCCACGAAGUCAGCCAACCAGCAAAGGAAAUGGCCUGGGAUUGGAGGUCAGUUAGUGAUUAGGUUAGCUGUGACUUUUUUUUUCUUUUCUUUUUUUUCCUACUUGUUUUUUUUCAAAGGGAGAAUACCUGUGAAGAAGAGAGAUAAUGUGUAGAGGUGAAGUAGUAUCAGAAAGACCUGCUUUUUGGGUUUUUUGUUGAGUUUUUCGUGCUCUCCUGUGUCUGUGUAGAGGGUGUGUGUGGGUGUGUUGGGGGGGGGGUGUCUGUGUCUCUUAUUUUGAUACUGUAGCGAUGUGUGACCCUUGACCUCUGGCAUUAUCGCCAUAGCAAUAAAGGAGUGGUGGUUUGUGCAGGAUGGUUAUGUGGUUAGCAGACAAUUACUUCAGAUGUGUGUGUGUUUUUUUUUUUUUUUUUUUUUUUGGUUAGCCCCACCUUCCUGUUUUAUUUUGAAUUCUCCAUGUGGAAAUAUUUUAAAAUAAAACAAAUAAAAUAAAACCAAUGGUAUGUC
This is a messenger RNA of Engraulis encrasicolus (European anchovy), 1275 nucleotides long. It is a transcript of the gene hmgn3, whose product is annotated as high mobility group nucleosomal binding domain 3. Gene Ontology annotation, biological process: chromatin organization. Gene Ontology annotation, molecular function: nucleosomal DNA binding. The record is from RefSeq and is a predicted model, not a curated record. The transcript has 6 exons. Lineage: Eukaryota; Metazoa; Chordata; Actinopteri; Clupeiformes; Engraulidae. Gene Ontology annotation, cellular component: chromatin; nucleus. Bases 130 to 441 code for a protein of 103 amino acids.